CCAGCUCAACCCAACGGAAGUUUUUCUCUUUUUGGUACAUCAACGGAAAAUCUUUUGCGCAGAAGGAUUACUCUGUUAAUUUCUAGGGUUUUUACCAGGAACUUCCAUUUCUUUUUCUCUUACUCUGCCGUUUCAAUUCGUUUCGGCGCCCGUUUCAUUCUCUACUUAGGGUGUGUGGGAUUUACUUGGAACUGAAAAUUUGUGUGGAUUUUCUUCACAAUGAAGAGAACAAUGCCGUGGAGUGAUGAGGCUGAUCUUAUCUCUUCUGAUGAAUCUUCUUCAGAGGCAGAGGUGGAUGUUAAUGAUGGAGCCAGUAGUUCGCCUACUGAGCAGCCACCCCAAGAAUUAUCCCCUUAAGGUACUUUCAAGACUUAGGUUUUAUUUCGCUUUUGUUUGUACUUACAAAUUUCUCAAAAUUCUUUCUGGGGUCAUCUCCUCUUGUUGUCUUGCUCUUAGCAAGAAAGCAAGAUUUGACUG
Molecule: messenger RNA, 477 nt
Organism: Rubroshorea leprosula
Lineage: Eukaryota; Viridiplantae; Streptophyta; Magnoliopsida; Malvales; Dipterocarpaceae
Source: the annotation of a GenBank genome assembly